Messenger RNA from Closterium sp. NIES-67, 6100 nucleotides. Lineage: Eukaryota; Viridiplantae; Streptophyta; Zygnematophyceae; Desmidiales; Closteriaceae. The record is from the annotation of a GenBank genome assembly.
ACAAGCAAGACGACAGUGGCGAAUGGGCGGUCGGCGGCUUUAGCUAAGAGGCUCUAUGGGUGCAGGGAGACGUGCGGUGUGAUGGCGAUGUGCAUGCAGGAGGCAUGUGUGAAUGUGGAUAUGGAGGAGGCGUCGGGGGUGUUUGUGGACUGCGCUGUGGUGUGCAAUAUGGCUCCCUUCACCAUCACGCAGUACAGCAACUGGACCUGCACUCAGAUGCUAGGGAUCACCACCACUGUACUGAAGAAUGUGAAUUGCUCGUUGAAUGCUACUUAUGUCAAGGCUCUGAAACGAAAUGCCAGCAGCAGCAGCUCUGCGCCCAGCAGCAACAGCAGUGCGCAUGCAUCAUCUCACCAGCGGCGCUUGCUACAACUGGCUGGGAGGCAACUACCCCGCACACCAUCCCAGCGGCAACCACAGGGGCAUACGCAGCGGCUUUUGCGCUCCGGUGCCUUUUCUGAUGCCGCUCAAAACGAGAUGCUCAAAGUUCCGACGACCUCUCAGAGGACGAUGCAUUCGGUUGGGGGAGAAGGAGCUGCGGGGAAGACGCUAAGCUUUCGUUUUGAGAUGUCUCAAAACGAAAUUAGCAACAGCCGGCCGAGGAAGAUGCGUUCGGUUGGGGGAGAAGGGACAGUGAGAAAGACGCUGAGCUUUCAGGGGGAAUCGGAUGGUGGUAUGCCUCGUCCUCCCCACCAUCACCCUCGUUGGCACGUGAGGCGGAAAGCACCGAUGGGUGGGCGGAAGGAUGGAGGAAAAGCAUUGGAAGGAGCAGCAGCGGCAGAAGCUGAGGCGAGGGAGGUUACGGAAGAAGCAGAAGGGACAGGAGAGGCAGCAGGGGAUGCAGAAGCGGAGGAGAAAGGCGAAGAAGAAGAAGAGGAACAAGUAGAUGAGGAAGAGGAAAUAAUUAACCACGAGGAGGAAAGAAGUCUGUGGAGAGGCAGCAGUAGCAGCAGCAGCAGCAGAAGCAGCAGCAGCAGCAGCAGAACAGAGAGCAUGGGAAGCAUGAGCCUGAGUGGAUCCAUGACCCAUAGAGCCCUCAAUGCCGCAGUGCCCGCACCCAACCAAGUCGGACUGAGACCUGCUGCUGCUGCUUCUUUCUCUCCACAAGAGCUGCAACCACAAGCUCGACAACAGACACAGCAGCAGCAGCAGCAGCAGCAGCAGCAGCAGCAGCAGCAGCAGCAGGCAAACUUGCAGGCAAACAUACAGGCAAGCACACAGGCGAGCACACAGGCAAGCACACAGGCAGACACAGAUGCAUGGGCUGCCCUCGGCCCCACGGACCGGCAACGGUGGUUCAACCUGCGGGUGGCAGUGGGACGAGCCCUCUACUCGUGGGUGGGGGACGCGUGCCUCGCUGACCGCUUCUCUACAGUCACUCUCGACACUGCCACCCGCGCCCGCGUCUCGGCCCUGUUCUGUGGGCUGUUGAAUAGUCAGGGGGCAGUGCAGGGGGUGCAGGGGGUGCAGGGGGUGCAGGGUGCUACUUCUAAUGCUGCUGCUAAUGCUAGUGCUGGUGCUGGAAGGUUGGAAAUCACUGACACAGUCCUAGCGAACGAAGCAGCAGCAACAGGAGGAGAUGCUGCUCUGGUGGACAGUAGCUUGGCAGGAGUUCGUUCGAUUGGUGGUCAAGUGGUUGAUGUGGCAGCAGUGGGAGGGGGUGGCUGUGCGCUUGGGCCUUUCACGUCCGUGCAUGGGUCCAUGGCUGCUGCAGCUGCUUACUACGCCUUCCACGGUCUUCCUCCUCCUCCUGCUGCUGCUGCUGCUGCUCCCGCUGCUUCCAACAGUACAACCAAGAACGGCACUGCUUCUAAUGGGACUGCUUCUAACGGGUCUGCUUCUAACGAAACGGCAUCUUCCAUCAGUGUGUCUGCUCUGCUCUCCCGGCGCCUGCGCAUGUCCCGAGACCAGUUCGCGCGGUUCGUAGGAACCUUCCUGGAUGCGGUGGAGUCGGUGGUGGCGGUGGAUGGUGCCACCUUGGCUCGCCUCUCCUCUCACCUCUACGUUGCGGCGAUCGACCUGGUUGACAGCGAGCUGGAGGGCUGCAGCCUGCACGGGCGCAUGUUGGAGUGGGCAGUGGGGGCUGAUUUCAAUGUGACAGUAGGGAGGGGCGACAGUGUGCAGUUCGUGUGGGCCGACGACUACCCUCACUCCGUUAAGAUCCGCGGCCUGGGCAGCAGCAUGGGCGACAGCCUGUUCAAGGGCUAUGGCACCAACCGCAUGGUGCUGUCGAGGCACAGCCGGUGCGCUCCGGACAAUGUGGGCACCAUGCCCCUUGACGGCCCGCCACACCCGUGCGCGCUCUAUGGGCCCGCGGACACCCCCUCCUUCACCUAUGCUGCUGUCUUCACCCAAACCGGCUCCUACAAAGUGGAGUGCGGGCGGUUUGGUGCCGAUAUGACAGCCACGAUCCACGUUGUGGACGAUAGCGAAGACGACACUAUUUCUUUCCUCGACCCUUUUUUUGACGCCACAAACGCCACCGGAACCACCACCGAAUCCCCUCUUUCCUCCUCAUGCUACCCCGGCUGCUUUCUCGGGAGCCUAGCGGACGGCCGCUGCGACCCCCUCUGCAACAAUCACCACUGCGCCUUCGACGGGGGGGACUGCGAGUGCGCAGCGUUGGGGGGCAGUGGGGGGGGCGUGGGGGGGGAGUGCCCGUGCCCUGCAGGUCAAACGAGGUCGGACGCGGGGGCGUGUUGCCCCACGGACGCAGUGGGGGCGAACCUGCUGUUUCCCUUCCAGCUGCGGUCGUUUGGGCCGGACAUCCACGCCAGCAACACUCAGUUCUCGGAGCUUUAUGAAAAGCCUCUGCACCGCCACGUCACCGAGAGAAACAGGCUGCUGGUCGGCCUCUACGUGCUGCAAACCCGCUGGGGCUCCCGGGAGUGCCCCUCCAAAAAAUUCGCCAGCAUCUGGCCAAACUGCCUCAGCAACGCCACCAGCCUGACCUCCUUUGGCAUCAACCCGCGCUUCCUCUCCACGUCAGACCUUUACGACCCCCUCGUUGCCGCAGCCAAUCAGACGGGCCUAGAGAACUCCACUUUCAGCUCCGCCCCUCUCUUCAACGAUGAGGGGUUACCAUAUGGCUUCGUUCCUCCCAUGGACAACCUCGGGUCCUAUCCGCUCAUAUUCGACGUGAAUCUGCACCGGGUGGCGGCCACAAAGCGGCUGCAGUAUUUGGUGGACGGCUACUUCUUUGACAACCUCACGAAGUCAAUCGAGUUCGCCGUCAUCACCUAUAACGCGGACGUCAACAUGUUUGUGCUCUCAAAGGUGCUCAUAGAGGUGGACGUGGGCGGAAAGCUGGGCUACACGUACAGGCUCGUGCCAAUACCAGUAGAGCCCUACUCGUCAGCCUCCUCCUACGCCCAGAUGGUGUUGGAGAUAAUCUACGUGGUGUGCGUGGCCUACAACCUCCUGGAGGAGAUCAACGAGAUGUUUCAGACGUACCGUCACACGGGCAGCUUUCUCUACCACUUUCGCCAGUUUGGCAACUGGAUCGACCUGCUCUCGCUGGGGAUCCAGAUAUGGGGCAUCGUCGUCUGGAUCAUCAUGGUGCAGCAGCUGUCCGCCCUUGAGACCAUCAACGUCCGUUACAACGUGUACGCGUCGCUCGACGACACAACGUCGCAGUUCUGGGCGUUGAACACGACCUCGAAGGGCUUUGAGAGCGCGAUGCAGGUGUACCGAACCAUGGAUGAUAUCAUCAAGCUUCGCUCCUUCUACUUCGCGAUUCAAGGAAUCAAUGUGUUCCUCAUGGUGCAACGCCUCCUCAAGCUGAUGGACUUUCAACCGCGAAUCGGCAUCAUCACGCGCACCAUGGCGGCGGCCCUCCCAGCCAUCCUCCACUUCUUCCUCGUCUUCGGCAUCAUCUUCCUCGGAUUCUCCUUCUACGGCUACCUCGUGUUCGGCCGCACCCUCGAGCAGUUCCGCACCAUCCCCAACUCCAUGCUCUCCUGCUUCUUCAUGCUCAUUCAAGACAACGCCGCCGCGUACUAUUUCGUGAUGCUCGAGGGGUGGGAGCGGCUGGCGGCGUUCGUCUUCUGGCUGUCGUUUGUGGUGAUCAUGGUGUUUAUUCUGAUGAACGUAGUGAUUGCCAUAGUGGUGGAUGCGUUUAUGGAUGUGAAGGAAGCGGCGCAGGAGGAGACGGCGCUCCCGAUGGACAUCUGGAUUCUGCUGAGGAACCUGUGGCAGCGCAUCUGCACCCCGUAUUGGAGCCUGAGGAAAUUGCGCCAUCAUUUGUUGUUCCUGGGCACGCACGAGAAGACCAAGGAGGAGGAGGAAGCUUUGGCAAAGCAGCGCAAGUCAGCGGUGCGAGAGGUGGCGGAGAUGCUUAGGAAGGGGUGCUUCAUGUCGCAGCAGGAGCGGGAGACGCUGCGGCGGAUCCACCAGACGAAGAGGAUCGUGGAUGUGGGCAUCGACAAGAUGGACAUGAUGUCGCUCUAUGCCCUCAUGAACCGCACCUACGAGCGCAAGAUGGCAUCUAUGAGUCCCACCAAGGCGGCCAGCAAGUCGCAGCACGUCGACCCAGUCACCCUAGCCGAGUCAGUCAUGGGGCAAUUCGGGGAGAACGUGGAAGUGGCGCUGCUAGGAGAGAAGCCCAAGAAGGGCAAGAGUGGGGAGAUGUCACAUAUCAAGCGGUCCCUGCAGCGGCUAGAGGAGAACGCGGACGAGACGGCGUACGUGCUCCUACAGGUGCAGGAAUCUUUGGAGAAGAUGAGGCGAGAGCAGGAGGAUAUGCAGCAGCACCAGCAGCUGAUGCUGCUGAGGGGGGUGGGGAGGGGGAGUUUAAGAGAGGCCAGUGUGGGGCUGGGGGGACGCGGGAGACAGUGGAGCAGGGUACGAAGGCGGGAGGAGGAUGAUGAUGAUGAUGACGACGAUGGUGAUGCUGAUGUUUCGGCUGCUGCUGCUUCUCGUGGUUGGUUGGGGGGCGGGGGCAGCAGCGGGGACGGCGGCGCUGGUGGCGCUGGUGGUGCUGGUGCUAGUGGUUUUGGUGGUGAUGGCACUGGUGAUGGUGCUUCCGGUGGUUCUGGCAAGGGGUUGACCCACUCAACGAGUGCAGGAGAGGACACGAUAAUCAAGCAGCUCACCCGGUCUGUCUCCGGCAUGAAAGGAAGCCUAUCCUUUGGGCAGCUCGCCCCCCCCUCCCCCUUGCACACCCCGCACAGCCACAGCCUCAACAGCCCUAACAUGGUUGGGUUUAUGACUCGGAGGCGCACGGACAGUGCGCUAUUACUGGGAAACAGGCACUCUCCCCACGUGGCUGGCCUUGCUGGUGGGCUGAAUUUCAGUGCAGGCGUGGGAGGGGGAGGAAUGGGGGGCGGGGUUGGAGGGCUGAGUCCGAUACAUAGUGUGGUCAGUGGGCAUGUGGGCAGCCAUAUGGGGCAUCAGGCUGGGUAUAUGGGACAGGCGGGGUUGACUCCUAUAGGGUCUCAUAGCAUGGGGAUGCUGGGGGCAGGGCAUGGGGGGGGCGGCCGGCACCGGGCGGCGACUUUCGGCAGCAUGCCGAGAGGGAUGGGGGAGGAUCUACGGAGUGUGAGCAUGAGAAGGAAACCGAUGGAGUUUCCAUCCAUGGGAGCGGGGAUGGGGAUGGGGAUGGGUAUGGGUAUGGGGCGGGGGAUGGGUGAGGAUUCAGGGAAUAUUAGCGGGCGGCGACGACCAGUAGAGUUUGGGUCCAUGAGACGAGGAAUGCCGGGCGGAGGCAUGGUAGGGCCGGGAAUGGGUUCUCCGUUCCGGGGUGGCGGGUUCUUAGGCUCGGGACCGAGCGGGCUGGCGCAGCCUCGGUCGAUCAUGCCUGAUGGUGGGAUCGUGAGUCGGAGGUUCGGGGAGGGGGUGGGGGUGGGUAGUAGGAGAAUGGGGGGGUGGAUAAGCAAGGGAGCAGGGCUGCGGCUUUGCUUGCGGAGCUUCAGGCGGCGCGGGCGGCGGGAGGGGCGGGAAGCUGGACGAGGAUUCAUGAUGGGGAGGUGAAGAAGGUGCCGGUGAAAAGCUUGUUACAGAAAGAGGCCGAUGAAUUAUGAACUGCUCUUUGUAUAAACAUUAACCUAGGACUAAUCCAGAUAAACAUAUUGUUUUGAGGGGACAUUGUAUACUCCAAUAU